Corythoichthys intestinalis (scribbled pipefish) is the source of this 4824-nucleotide messenger RNA. RefSeq lists its product as uncharacterized. Lineage: Eukaryota; Metazoa; Chordata; Actinopteri; Syngnathiformes; Syngnathidae. The record is from RefSeq and is a predicted model, not a curated record. The coding region runs from base 21 to 4310 and encodes 1429 amino acids. The transcript is spliced from 24 exons.
UUGUAGAAUUUGAGUCUGAAAUGUCUGCUGAUCGCAUAGGAGUUUGGUACACCCUUCACGAUCAAUGUCCUGCCUAUAGCAUAUACAGGCUGGACACUCCUCGAUGUGUUUCAGUCACACCACAAAUGUUUCCUAAUGAAGCCAUGCCUGAUUUGGCAUUUGCUGGGGCAUCUGUUAAGACCUGUCCAUUUGGCAUUCCUGAACAUACCACGUCCCCAUUUUACCUGACAAUGGGGAAAAAACCCUAUCUGUUCUUAACCAUUUCCCCAUGGUUCGUAAUUCCCGAGUUCCUGACGGUCAAUAAAGAGGGUGACAUCAUCAAGGCCAGGUGGCUUGGUGCGUCGCCAACAGUCAUGUUGACCAAUUUGCCCGAAGAUUCAUUCAAACACGAAGAUGUAGCCAAGUUUGCAUGGCCAUUUAUUUCUCAAAAGGACCUUCUGUCUCUGUACUACAAUGUAAUUGUGCUGCCGCUCCAGAGGAGGACCUUUGUUUAUUUUAGUGAUUGGGAUGCAUGCUGCCGCUUCGUCCGAUGCCACUUGUGUGAUCCUACCUGUAUGGUGAAUGACCGCCGGCUCGCGCUGCACUUUGUCCUGCAGCCCAUGCAUGUUCAAAACACCGAGGAGAACAUGUACAGGUCGCUGAUGCAGCUAAGCAACUCUCGAAUUGGUGAGGUAGAGUCCCUGGCCGAGCGCCUACUAUGUGUAGAGAUCAGUUUUUACCUAAAAGACAACAUCACACAUCUUCUACAUUGGAUAUCCAGCCAUGGCGACAUCGUCAACUUCCUCCCCUUGGCAAACCGGAUAUGCAUCGAGAUGGCCGACUCCGUGGGACAUGCGCGCGUGCUGGAGGAAUCCAAACAUUUUCGCACCAAUUUCCCGGUUGCCCAACCACGUUCCAGGGAAGCAAGUUCUUGGAAGGUGUUGUUUAAUAGCAUUCAUAGCCUGAACUUGCACCUUCAGGAUCAAAGUGUGUUUACAUUGGAUCACAAUGGGAAGCGUGAGUACAGGAGCAUGAAUGUCAGCUCAACCGCUGCACGCACUGCAGCUCCAUCAAUUGACUCUGAACAACCCAAAAUGAAGCACGUGUCAGAAUCACAGGACUGUAAGAAAACAGAAUGUUGUCCAUCUCUGCGUGAUUCUGAUGUGACGCUCACCGUAUGGAAAAGCACGUGGAAAUUUCUGCGUCCACACAGGAUUGUGGAAUUCAGACGCACCGACCUCCAUAAAAAAAUAUUGAAGGGAGAGAAGGGGCAGCAGCUGUUAAUCUCCAAACUUCCCGGUGAUCAGCGCAGCUACUGCGUGCAAGACAUUAUCCAGUUACUCAAGUCGUUUAGCGUUGAUUCCUCAGUUGAUAUGAUCUACGUUCUUCCUAAAUCAAGGAUGGCACUUGUUGAGGUGAUGAAACAGAAGGAAGUGUUUACUGCCUUUAAGGCCUGGAAACCCGAAAUGCUCACUAUCAAAGAACAGGGUUUGGAAAAAGCCUUCUAUCAUUGGGUGAUGAAGCAGAUGCAUUUCCCCGUGGAGAAGAAAAGCUCCAGAACCAUCUUAAUCGAAGGCAUCACACUGAGAGAGACGGCCAGUCUCCGUGAAGCUUUGCGAAAGAUUGGCGGUGUCAAACAUUUUCUGCCGCUCCACGACAAGGUCUUUGUUGAAUUUGACUCUGACGAAUCUGCUGAUCGCCUUGGAGUUUGGUACAACCGUCACCAUCAAUGUCCUGCCUACAGAAUAUACAGGCUGUACAAGCCUGAAGGUGUUUCAAUUGCACCACCAAUGUUUCCGAAUAAGGCCAUGCCUGACUUGGCAUUUGCCGGGGCAACUGGUGAGACCUGUACAUUUGGCAUUCCUGAACUCACCACGUCCCCAUUUUGCCUGGCAAAUAGGGAAAAACCCUAUCUGUUCUUCACCAUUUCCCCAUGGUUCAUAAUUCCCGAGUUCCUGACCGUCGAAAAAGAAUGCGACAUCAACAAGGCCAAGCAGCUGGGUGCGUUGCCAUCAGUCAUGUUGACCGAUUUGCCUGAAGAGCGCUUCAAACACGAAGAUGUAGCCAAACUUGCGUGGCCAUAUUUUUCUCAGAAGGACCUUCGGUCUCUGUACUACAAUGUGAUUGUGCUGCCGCUCCAGAGGAGGGCUUUUGUGCAUUUUAGUGAUUGGGCUGCGUGCUGCCGCUUCGUCCAAUGCCACUUGGGUGUUCGUACAUUUAGGGUGAAUGGCCGCCAGCUUGGGCUGCACUUUGUCCUGCAGCCCAUGCAUGCUCAAAACACCGAGGAGAACAUGUACAGGUCGUUGAUGCAGCUAAGCAACUCUCGCAUUGGUGAGGUGGAGUCCCUGGCCCAGCGUCUACUUUGUGUAGAGAUUACCUUGUUCCUCCAAAACAACAUUAUACUUCUUCUACAUUUCAUCUCCAGAGAUGCUAAGGUUGUCAACGUCCUCCCAUUGGCCAACCGGAUAUGCAUUGAGAUGGUAGACUCGGUGGGAGUUGCGCAUGUGCUGGAGGAAUACAAACAUUUUUUAGUCAGUCCAAGAUUCAGAAGAAACUGGAAAACAAUUAAAAGAUUUGAAAGCAUUGAAAGCCUGAACCAGCGCCUUCAGGAUUCAACUGAUAUCACCCUGGAUCUCGGGGAGGACGGUAAAGACAGAAGCAGCAAGGCCAACCCACCUGCUGCAGUUGAACCGACAGUGGACUCUGGGCCUACUGCCGCUCCCUCUGUUAACUCAGAACAACCCACAGCGAGGCUCAUGUCAGAGCGUGUAGAAAUGGCAACUGAAGAGGAAUGUCAGAAAACAGAAUGUUCAAUUGAUGGGGAGCCCACUGCCAUUCCUGAGUUUCAGGACGAUAAAGAGAAUGUUUCAGCAAAGGUGGAAGAUGGCCCACUGUCAGCUUCACUCUGUGUUGACAAUGAGACCCUACUGCCUACAGUUGGCAGUAACGAUGAGACAGCUGUACAGAGAGAAGAGGCUCUCACUGUUCAAGACACGUUGGUCCUCGGUAAAGAUGAAACCCAUGUGAAACGUGAGGACGCAAUGGUGGAAAACAAUAAUGUCACUCUUUGUGAUCAGCAACCCUUUGACAUUGAUGACAUUGUCACAAUCAGUGAAGUUAGUGACCAAGAAGACAGCAGCGGUGAAGCCCCCUCUCAUUCCGAGAGACCUUCUUUCUCUCCUGAUUCUAAACAGAACAAAACAAGAGCCUCAAAAGAGUCUAAGAACUCUAAAUCAUGCUCUUCAGCUUCCUCAAGGACCACCAGAAGCUCAUCAAGAAGGACCCUCUCAUCAGGGACUGUGUCUUCACCCGUUAGAGAUUUCACCAGAGCCCAAAGUAAAGCCAAAAAAUCAAAGGAUUCAUCCCAGGGAUCAAUAACACAGCAGACUCCCACUACUUGCGAAGAAAAGAAUUUGCCGAUCAUGCUUGGUGAUGACCAGAAACCUCUUUCAGAGGAGAAACAUGAUGUAUCGAAAGAUGGCCCCUUUGAGCUUCAAGAAGUAUCUAAGCAGGGACACAUUAGUACUGUUGACAAUGCUGAAAAAGAGCCGAUUGCACCAGUUGACGCACCAAACCUUGAAGAGCAGAACAAGAGCCAAAGAGGAAAGGAAAUGACUGACAUGAAGGAAGAUGUAGACAAAGAGCAGAUUGCAGAAUCCCACUCUGCAAUCGAGGAUGUGGUUGAGGAUCAACCCUCAGCUGACCAUGACAGUCAAUUCAGAGAGGCCAAAGAAGACACGGCUUUCUCGGAACAUAAAGACAAAGAGGAAGAAGCAGAAGCAUACCAGGAGAUUGAUUCUGUGAAGGAUCAUCCAGCUUCCACAGACAAAGAGCAGACUGUCUCAGAACCAUCUAAGAUUCAAGAGUGUAAAGAGUCUCCAAAGAAGCAGGUGCGCAUCACUGCCAAAACUCCUGAGCCUGAGAAGUACCUCAUGGUUGAUCCUGUACAAGCUAAUGAUUCUGGUAACACUCUUGUGUUUGGUAGAAGACGGAGCACCCGGGAAAAGACACAAGAGCAAACUGCCAAAACAUUUGUCCCAGACUCUCUGGAAGAGGAUGCUUGCAUCACCACGAGGACUACCAGAAAAAGAGGAAGGCCGCUUAAGAAAGGCACAGCUCGUGAAGAAGAAACAACUGUUUUAAGAACGACAUCUGCUUCGAGCACAUCACCUGAAACUGCAAAGAAGAAAGCACCAAUCAAGGUGAUUGUCGCAGAGGAACCCACCAAUGAGAUCCUGGACCGCAUUAAAGAUCCAGCACCAAAAAGAAAAGGAAGAAAGGGAAAACCUAUGAAAAAUGUGAAAAGGAUGAAAAUAGAAAAAAGGACAUAGCUGAUGAUGAAGAAGCAGCAACAGCAACAUUUGAGGUAUUGGACAUCUACUAGGAAGACCCAGAGUUGUUCCAAAAAUGGAAAAUGUUACCGACAGGAUGUCUCCCGUAAGAGAUGGGGGAACCACAAACUGAAUUGGGAGGAAAAGCAACAAGAUGGGAAAACAAACUAGAGGUUGACAUCAAAGAGCCUUCCCAAACGCAGACAAAGACACAACAACACACCAAGAAAGACGACACGUCGCCUGAUUUGCCUAACUAAAGUCCGCUAGCUUAAAUGCUACGAAUGCUAACGUUUUUACAAUUCUCAUAGCAAAUCGCUCACAUAUAACGCCACAAACUGCAAACUAAUUACAAAUGCAUACACAAACACGUAUUAGCGGAAACAACUUACAGCCUUAUGUGAGCGCAGCUGUCCUUGUUUAGCCAUGUCAGACGAGUCUGCUGACUCUGCUCAUUAGUCAAUACAAGUGGAGAGUCCAGCCAGACCCAACACUACCACCAGAAGGCAGUGUA